UACAUCCCUUACUGAUCACAGGGUAAAACAAAUAUCUCCUUUCCUCCUGGUACACAGACUGGGCAGAACAGGACUGAGGAGCAACCAAACAUUCCAAGGCAGUAUCACUUCUCAGUGAAAGACUGGACUGUGUGGGUACUCUGCACCAGACAUGUAUAGCUUCAGACUCAUCAUGAUACCAGUUGAGGUUCUUCUUUGCUACCUCCUGCUGCAUUCUGCGGAUGCCAUUUCAUAUAGAAAGCAGACAAAUGUCUCCAUGCACCUUUUCUCAUCCUUGGGAUCUCCUCCACUCUUCUCAGACUUCUUGUCUUGCCAGACUCUACUUCCAAAGUCUCUACCUGGCUUUGCCCACAUGGCCCUUCUACCCAAGUUCCUAGUCAGCCUGGCUCUAAGGAACGCCCUGGAGGAAGCUGGCUGCCAUCAUGAUGCCUGGACCUUGCAGCUUCAGCUCUACUGCUGGGCUGGUGUGAACGCAACACAGGGCCUCAUCCACCAUCUUCAAGGACUCCAGAAAGGCAGAAGCACAGAGAGCAGAGUGUCAGGGGAAGCCCUAACCUCUGCUCUGCAGCUGUUAUCCAGGGAGCAGCCAGGGCAAAAGAGGGUGAGGCGCUCCUUCUCCACUAAGGACUGUGAGAAUGAGCAGGAACAGGCUGUGCAUAAUGUCAUCAGACUAUUGCCAGGAGUGGGAACCUACUAUAACCUGGGCACAGCUUUCUACUAUGCCAUUCAGAAUUGCUCUGACAAGGCCAAGGAAAGAGGCCAAGAUGGAGCCAUAGAUCUGGGUUAUGACCUUCUGAUGACCAUGGCAGGACUGUCAGGGGGCCCCACAGGUCUAGUGAUUAGUGCUACACUUAAACCAGCAUUAAAGGCUGGUGUACAGCAACUGAUCCAGUAUUAUUAUAAGAAAGAGACAAACAUCCCUCAGCCAGAGACCAGCACGGAGGGCUUGUGGAGCACCUCAGAUGUGAGUGACUUGGAAGAAACAACUACCAUAUUUCCUUUGGUGUCAGAAGUAGUCAGUCCAGGGUUGGGGAUGUGGCUCAAAAGUAAAGUGCUUUCCUGGUAUGGGUGAGGCCCUGGAUUCAAUCCCUAAUACCAAAAUAAGAAAGAAAGUAGUAAGUCCAGCUCCCCACUAGGGGUGAGUCUUAUUCAAGAGCUAUGGCUUAGAUCUUGGUGCUGGGAAUCUUAGGAUUGAAAAGUUGUUAACCACAUAAUGAACAAACUGAAGAUUCUGACGUACUGUAUCUGCGAGUGCUCAAAAUCCCCCUGCGGGGCAAGGGAUCCGAAUCUCCUGAUUUGUUAUUCUGGAGGAAGACAGUUCUAUCAAAUAUAGGAACUCAAAAGUUUGGGGUUUGAAAUUAGAAGAAAGUUUUGAAUCCAAGUUCCACUUGUUAUUGCCCUGCUGAUCACUGAAUAGUAGUCUCCUUCUCAAAGCUCUUUUUAAAGUUUCUAAAGCGGGGAUAAUGAUUUUCACCUGAACAUGUUGUUGUGGAAAUUAAAAAUGAUGCCAAGAACCUGAGUGUUUACCUCUGUACCCUCAAUAAAUGAUAACUACUUUUCCUUA
Sciurus carolinensis (gray squirrel) is the source of this 1564-nucleotide messenger RNA. RefSeq names its product apolipoprotein F (gene Apof). The transcript is spliced from 2 exons. The record is from RefSeq and is a predicted model, not a curated record. NCBI's taxonomy places the organism in Eukaryota, Metazoa, Chordata, Mammalia, Rodentia, Sciuridae. Gene Ontology annotation, biological process: cholesterol metabolic process. The coding region runs from base 152 to 1072 and encodes 306 amino acids.